Beta vulgaris subsp. vulgaris (sugar beet) is the source of this 2128-nucleotide messenger RNA. Its product is annotated as RNA pseudouridine synthase 6, chloroplastic. The transcript is spliced from 11 exons. Bases 90 to 1526 code for a protein of 478 amino acids. Gene Ontology annotation, molecular function: pseudouridine synthase activity; RNA binding. The record is from RefSeq and is a predicted model, not a curated record. Gene Ontology annotation, biological process: pseudouridine synthesis. Lineage: Eukaryota; Viridiplantae; Streptophyta; Magnoliopsida; Caryophyllales; Amaranthaceae.
UUUUUUGAGGUGGUAGAUUAUGGUUUAUCAUUUCUCAACGAGUCAAAGAAAAAGAGCAUAGCAAAACCACAAAAAUACCCGGGAACCCAAUGUCAUUCGGAGCUACAAAUGUCGGGUCAAAUUUCAUCAACGCUAUGUUCUUAUCUCUCCAGAAAACCCAUUUCCGGGUAUUCGGAGCUCCGUCUACAUUCCGGCGCACAUUAGCAACCCGCCACCAUGUAAGCAGGAAGAAGCUUAGGAGAGAGAAAGUUAGUUGCUCCGUUUCAAGUUUUAGAAGCCAAGAUGUUACUUCUACUGCUGCUACUAUCACUUCUCCUGCUCCAUUUGUUAAUGGCUACCCUGAAUAUGAUCGCUUACUACCCUGCCCAUCAGAAAAUAUGCCACCGAGAGUAGAGCACUUGGUUGUCUUGGAGGAAAGCCCUGUUUGUGAAUACAUCAGCAAAAGUUUGGAUCUCCCACCUUUAUAUGUUGCAGAUCUCAUCCAUUUUGGAGCUGUAUAUUACGCACAUGUAUGUCCGGAGCCUCCUGUAACAGCUACUCCUGAGCAAAUUCAAUUGUAUGAACAUUUUACAUCACCUGAACUUCUGAAAGAACGCCGUUCAUUUAAGGGGAAAACUGUCCGAGAAGCUCAAAAAACUUUGCGAGUAACUCAUCCAGAUGAGUACUUAGAGGCAGGAACAUAUUUGCGUGUACAUGUACACCCCAAACGCUUCCCAAGGUGCUAUGAAAUUGAUUGGAAAGCAAGAAUUUUAGCUGUAACGGAUUCCUAUGUGAUUCUGGACAAACCUGCGGGUACUUCAGUUGGAGGAAGUUCAGACAACAUUGAAGAAAGUUGUGCAAAUUUCGCAACUCGUGCUCUGGGAUUGACUUCUCCUCUCUUUACUACACAUCAAAUUGAUAAUUGCACAGAAGGAUGUGUUGUGCUUGCCAAAUCUAAGGAGUACUGCUCAACUUUUCACAAAAAGAUUAGAGAUAAAUUGGUUAAGAAGCUCUACCUUGCACUUGCUGCAGCUCCAGUUCCUCGUGGCAUACUUACCCAUUACAUGCGUCCUGCUAAUCUCGCUCCACGACUCAUUUCAGAAGAACGUAUUGAUAGAUGGCUCUUGUGUCAGCUGGAAGUCUUGAAUUGUAAGGAGGUUCCUUGGCCAAAUUCUUAUAUCAGAGAUAAAUAUGGAAUUGAAGACUGUGAAUGGCCUGUAAAGAAUACUGCUUAUGAGUGCACUGUUAAUCUUUUGACUGGUCGUACUCAUCAGAUUCGAGCGCAAUUUGCUGCUUGUGGGGCACCUAUAGUAGGUGAUUCCAUGUACUUGCCAGCUUCUGUUGCAGAAAUAGUCACUCCAGAAGUUAAUCCAUAUGGCAAAUAUAAAGGAGUAUAUUCAAGUGAGGAUGAAAAAAGAAUUGCUAUUGAUAAUUGGGUUGCCUUGCAUGGAAAGGAACCCACUGUCUCAAUUGGUCUUCAAGCUUGUCAAAUCUCCUGGGAUAACGGUGAGCAUAUGUACAAAGCCGGGUCACCAUGGUGGAGAUGAGAUGAUUUUCGAGAUGCAUGAGUUCUUUGAAAUUGAGAGCAUUAAAGUCAAGACUCCAGAUUCAUAGCUGCUCAUCAUGAACGGAUAAUUUCAUUCUGUGCCACGCCGAAGGGGCUCCUUUCGCAUCCCAAUUUGGAGAUUAUCAAUAGAAUCUGAGCAAUUUACUAUUGGAGUAUCCAUCAAAGCUAUGAAAUUUGGAUCAUAGAAGGGGACUCCUUACUAUUUACCUGGUCUCUGAAGAAUGUGAAGCACAAAUGAACAGCUUACUAUUAAGAUUUUAAAACAGUGAGAAGCUAAUGAACAAGCCUACUUACUGGUUCACCGAUCAAAAUGCCAUUUUUCGAAGGAGUUCUCAGGUAUAAACCUUCUGUCCAGGAAACUCCAGGUCCAGCUUUGCAUCUUGAGAACAUACAGUCCUGGGCAUAAUAACUUGAGUAGUGGUUGAUGCCAAUGAAAUCGAGCGCAUUAUUUAGUAUCUUCUUUUCUUUCUUUGAAAAUCUUGGUAAAUUUGGACCCAGAAUCUUUCGCAUUUCUUCUGGGUAUUCUCCAAACAUAAUUGGAUCCAAAAUCCUGCUCAGGAAUAAUACAACUAUCAUUAUCUU